CAUAACUGUGAAAGAGGGGUGGGGGUUUCUCCCAGGUUUAAAAGGGUCUCCUUCUGUGCAGGAGUCAGAACUAGGCUACAUUUACUCCUGACACAGGUCAGAAUGAAGGCUCUGCUCAACUGUUUUGGGUUCAUACUGGGCCUGCUGUUGAGCUGCGCCGUCCAGGCUGGGAAAACAGCCUUUCCUGAAGACUGCACAGACAUUCGGAACCAGACACCUCAAGCCCCCAGUGGAGUUUAUGAAAUCCAGCCAGCAGGAGGCAACGGCCGCUUCAAGGUGUACUGUGAGAUGCGUCCGGAUGGUGGCUGGAUAGUGUUUCAGAGACGAACUGGAGGAGUGGUGUCCUUUCACAGGAAGUGGGCAUUUUACAAAUAUGGAUUUGGAUCUCUCGUAUAUGACCACUGGCUCGGUCUAGAGAAGGUCCAUCUUCUCACUAAGGACAAAACUAAGAAGUGGACUUUGAGGGUGGACCUGUGGGACCAUGAAGGCAGCACCGCAUUUGCUGAGUACAACAACUUUAAAAUAGGAAAUGAGGGAACAGCUUAUAAACUUCAGGUUGGGAGAUACAGUGGAAAUGCAGGUGAUGCCAUCCGUGGGGCCUACCCAGGCAUUGACCAAAAUGGCUUUGGUUUCAGCACCAUCGACCGCGAUAAUGAUGGCUGCUCUCCAUGCAUCUUCGGCGACAUUGCUGAAGCAGAGUGCGCUCUUUCAGAGGGCGGCGGCUGGUGGUACAGCCGGUGUGGCUCUGCAAGUCUGAAUGGUGAAUGGCAUCCAUCAGGGGAUCACAUCGGCUGGGCUUCGGGUCUCCACUGGCUCACAUGGAAACCUCCUGCACCUUAUUCAGCACAGGCUACUAGAAUGAUGAUCAAACCUGAAUGAUUCCUCCUGUCAGCUUUGAUUCAUGUUGGAUGAAAGUUUUGGAUAAGUUGGCUAAUUUUGGAUGUCACAGGUCUUAAAACAAAGUGAAAAUUCUCCCAUGCAAAUAUUCAAUCCAUAAAAUCUAAAUGUCUGUAAAAUGAGAAUAAAGGUUUUGACAAGCUGG
Molecule: messenger RNA, 1042 nt
Organism: Fundulus heteroclitus (mummichog)
Lineage: Eukaryota; Metazoa; Chordata; Actinopteri; Cyprinodontiformes; Fundulidae
Product: angiopoietin-related protein 5
Exons: 7
Coding region: 103-879 (258 amino acids)
Biological process (GO): angiogenesis; Tie signaling pathway
Molecular function (GO): receptor tyrosine kinase binding
Source: RefSeq, a predicted model, not a curated record